Messenger RNA from Trichoplax adhaerens, 536 nucleotides. RefSeq lists its product as hypothetical. The record is from RefSeq and is a predicted model, not a curated record. NCBI's taxonomy places the organism in Eukaryota, Metazoa, Placozoa, Uniplacotomia, Trichoplacea, Trichoplacidae. The coding region runs from base 1 to 534 and encodes 177 amino acids. The transcript is spliced from 7 exons.
AUGGCUACUUCUCAGAAAUUAAGUAAAACGCAAGCUAGAAAUAGAAAGCGGAGAGAAGAAGUAAAAAAUUCCAAGAAAGGAAACGUUACUUCUGCUAAUUCUGCAGCCUCGACGAUAAAUGGAGCGGAAAACGAAGGAAUAGAAUUCGAGGAGGAACUGGCUUGGGCUAUUCAACAAUUAGAAUUGGGCAUUAUUUCUAAUAAAGAUAAAAAAGAAGCUGUGGAAUAUUCUCAAAAAUUAUUACGAAUUCUACAAUCGAAGAAAACUCCUGAGACCAAAAAGAAAAUAUUACUAAGACAAACUUUUGGCGAUUACAAAAUGAAAGUUAAACAGUCUCUUCUUGAGCAAGCAACAGCAAGUAUGAAGAUUUCUCAAUCGAGUAUUAAGAAGAUCAACCCUGAAAAAAAAGUCGGAAGGGUCUAUAGAAAGUCCUAUACUUUACAGAAUGCAAAUAGCGGCAAAAAUGUGGAUGAAAAAUCGACGAAAGAUCAAGCGUUUAAAUUUAAUUUUUUGGAAGAAAAUAUCGAACAAUAAAA